Messenger RNA from Microthlaspi erraticum, 894 nucleotides. The record is from the annotation of a GenBank genome assembly. Lineage: Eukaryota; Viridiplantae; Streptophyta; Magnoliopsida; Brassicales; Brassicaceae.
AUGGUGUUGCGCGGUGAGAUGACGUCGACGACGACGAGACCGGAGCGAUCGAAGACGACUCUCCACAAUUUCACGCUCCCGAACUUGAAGUGGGGGAGUCAGCGGCAUCUCAAGUGCAUGAAGAUCGACUCUAUGAUGAGCAGCGGCAGCGGUUCCGGCGGCGAUCACCGACUCCGACGCCGAUCUCCGCCUUUCAAAUUCGCCGGCUCGAUCCCGUUUCGAUUCGGCGAGGCCGAGCGUCGGAGCAGCGGCGAUUACAGCCGGUCGAGAGACGCGCCGUUCGAAUCGGUCGAAAACGGCGGCGAGGGAGAAGGGAUCGAGGAGUUCAGGGUGAAGAUUAUGUCGGAUCUGAAGACGGUGAGGGAUAAGAUCACGCAAUCGAUGUUCAGGAAAGACGACGGUGCCGAGGAGCAGGACGAAGAACGGAAAACCGACGAGUCCGGGCAAGAGAAGGAGAGAGAGACGGAGAUUUCUCCGGUGAAGCCGUGGAAUCUGAGGAAGAGGAGAGCAGCGUGUAAAGAGCCGAUUUCCGGUAUCCAGUACAACGGCUUGAACCAAAUCAAAAACGGAUUCGUUGCGAUUGAGGAGAGGACAGUGAAUCCGUCGCCGCCGUCGAGAAACGAUUCGGCGAGGUUGAAGGAAAGAGGAGGCGGAGUGGUCGAAGCCGAGACGUCGAAAGAGAUGAUGCGGCCGAAGUUCUCCGUGAAGCUCUCGAAGAAGGAAAUCGAAGAGGAUUUCAUGGCGACGCUAGGUCACCGACCACCGCGCCGGCCGAAGAAGCGGCCAAGGACCGUCCAGAAAAAACUCGAUAGCUUGCAUCCUGGGUUUUAUUUGACUGAAGUGACGCUUGAUGCAUAUAAGGUCCCAGAGGAAACGAAGAAUCCGCAGAGAUGA